Phragmites australis (common reed) is the source of this 483-nucleotide messenger RNA. RefSeq names its product E3 ubiquitin-protein ligase ATL4-like. The transcript has a single exon. NCBI's taxonomy places the organism in Eukaryota, Viridiplantae, Streptophyta, Magnoliopsida, Poales, Poaceae. Bases 1 to 483 code for a protein of 160 amino acids. The record is from RefSeq and is a predicted model, not a curated record.
AUGGCGCCCGCUGACCAGGGAGGAGGGAAGGUGGCAACAGAAAAGGAGGUGGAGGCCGAGUGCCUCAUCUCGCGGUUGCUGUUGUUCACACUAGCGUCGUCGCUCGCCGUGAUGCCCAAGUCCUCAAGGGACCAUGCUAUCUGCCAGAGCACGUUCCACGACGAUGACGAGCUCUGCCUCCUCUCGGCAUGCUACCACGCGUUCCACUCUCAUUGCGUGGACCCAUGGUUGCGCGGCAACCCCUCCUGCCUGCUCUGUCGGGCCUCCAUCAUGCUGCCCCACCCGUCACUCCCUGAGCUCCUCUGCAUCGAGGUUGGCAGCAUCAACAACCGCCGAUCCAACCCCGAUGACAUGGCCCGCACGUACCCACUCCUUAGUAGCCUCCCCAACUCAGAAUCGGAGUACCUCAUUGAGGAGGAUCUCCAAGUCAUGCUCAAGCCCAGUCCGAAGGCCACCAUCGGGUCUAGCGAGCCGCCGCGGUGA